Messenger RNA from Manduca sexta (tobacco hornworm), 4359 nucleotides. RefSeq names its product octopamine receptor (gene Oct-TyrR). Gene Ontology annotation, molecular function: octopamine receptor activity. The record is from RefSeq and is a predicted model, not a curated record. NCBI's taxonomy places the organism in Eukaryota, Metazoa, Arthropoda, Insecta, Lepidoptera, Sphingidae. Gene Ontology annotation, biological process: adenylate cyclase-activating adrenergic receptor signaling pathway. Bases 2258 to 3697 code for a protein of 479 amino acids. Gene Ontology annotation, cellular component: membrane. The transcript has 3 exons.
CAGAAGAGAAGAAACACGCUUUAGUCGCUUCGAUUCCGCGUCAAGAAUCGGUAAUUAUUGACUUGGCCAAUAAGUUUUCCUCUUGGUCCAAGUUUUUACGCUGCGUUGUAUACGUUUGUCGCUUUUCGAAAUUAUUACCCUUGCGUGAUAAUAUUUCCGCUUCAGAUUUAAAUUUCGCAGAAAAUAUAGUUGUUCGGGAAUUACAAAAAAUGUUUUUCCGAGAUGAGUUAGUUAAACUACAAGCCGGAAGGAUUUGUAGUCGUACUUUUCAACGACUUAAGCCAUUUUUACACAAUGGUCUUAUCCGCGUAGGUGGUCGUUUAAGCCACUCUGAUUUAAAAUUUGAUCAAAUGCAUCCUAUUGUUUUACCGCGCAAGCAUCAUAUUUUAAAUUUAUUGGUUGAUUAUCACCAUAAAGUUAAUUGUCACGCUGGGCCCGACCUACUUAUGUCUCUCCUGCGUCAGAAGUAUUGGAUACUCUCUGCACGCAGCUUAAUUAGAAAUAGGGUACAUAAUUGUCUUCCUUGUUUUCGUCUUCGUCCGAAACAAAUAUUUCCGGAGAUGGCAGAACAUAGGCCUUGUCGAGUAUUAGAAUCCGCAAAACCGUUUGUACACACGGGUACUGAUUACGCAGGUCCAUUCAAGGUCACCCUCACUCGCGGUCGUGGUGUUCGUGCCACCAAGGCAUACGUUUGUCUUUUUGUUUGUUUAACAACUCGCGCUGUACACAUUGAACUCGCCGGCGAUUUAAGUACCGCUAGUUUUCUAGCCGCGUUUAAACGUUUUCUUUCGCGUCGCGGUCCCAUCAGUAGAAUGUAUUCGGACAAUGGGACGAAUUUUAUCGGUGCCAAGCGUACGAUGACGGAACAUCAGAAAUUUCUGAGGUCUAAAUAUUUUAAGACCGAAUUUGGUCACAUAUUGAGUGAAAAUCGGAUCGAUUGGUCUCUGAAUGUACCGACUGCGAGUCAUUUUGGAGGCAAUUGGGAGGCUAACAUCAAGAGCCUCAAAUCACAUUUAUUCCGCGUAAUAGGCGAGCAAAUUCUUACUUUUGAAGAGUUGAGUACCGUACUCACUCAGGUAGAAGCAGUAAUGAAUACCAGGCCUUUGUACCGCACUUUAUCUAGUGACCCGUCAGAACCACUAGCUUUAACUCCAGCCCAUUUCUUAAAUUUCACCCCGCUUAAAUUUUUACCGACCAAGGAAAUUACUGAUAAUCGACUUAAUAUGCUUUCGCGUCAUGAUUUACUUGACAAAUUGUUACAAUCCUUCUGGAAGCGAUGGAGAGCAGAAUAUCUGCAUACAUUGCAAUCUCGCGUUAAAUGGAAUACGCCUUCCAACCCUAUUCAAACAGGGACCGUAGUUAUUUUAAAAACAGAUAACGCACCGCCUCUUCACUGGCCUCUUGGGCUCGUUGAAGAAGUAUUUCCGGCGACUGAUGGCGUGACUCGCGUCGUCCGCGUUAAAACCGCGACCGGGUCGUAUUUACGUCCAGUUGUUCGUUUAUGUCCUUUGCCCAACCAAUAAUAUAUAAAAUUCGCAUUUAAAUAAUUUAACUUUAAUUUAGUUUUUGUUUUGAAGCCGUCCCUUCAAGCCCGGGGGGAAUGGUUGCGCCAUAUUUCUAAUUCAUUCUUUAUAAAUUUUAACUUCGCAUUUCCGGUCGCGUCAAUCCAAAUAGUGUCUUUUUUAUUAAUAAUUAGGUGACACGACACGUGCAUUUCCGUACCGCAUCCCUUUCCCGCACAUACCUUUCCAGCGAGCGAGAGCGAGAGCGCUUCGCUGGGAAUUGGUUCCGCGAGUGCCCGCGCGCCGUACGGGGUGCGGGUGCAAAAAACACUCUUGUUCGCGCCCCGCAAUGACAUGGACACGAUGACGUCGCUCGCAUAAUUAAUUGAAAAUUAUCGGUCUGUGAUGUUAUUUCCUUAAUUAACUUCGUGUGACUGUGCAUAUCAUAGAUAGUGAAGUUUAGUAUAAGUGGUCGCCGCAAGCAGAAACACGAAGCCGCCAGCAUCAUACAGCCGAACCGCCGCCGCAGACGCCGUAAGAUUCGUUCACGCUUCAAAAAAUGAACAAGUUACACAAAUGGGAAUUCCUAGACAAGAUUUCGAGGAGAAAACAGUCUUACGAGAAAAUGAUUGAAGAAAACAAAAAGGAAAAAACCGUGAGCACUUGCCGACGCUUCAUAACAAAAUGUUUUGAGACCAUUUCCAACAUCAACAAAACCGAUGACACCACGUGAAAUGUAGUAUAACAACGCAAAAAUGGGACAAACGGCGAGUCAGCUUGAUGCUAACUUCACAACUUUCAACUACACAGAGAUAUACAACAUCAUCGAUGACGAGAAAGACGUUUGCGCAGUCGCGGACGACCCCAAAUACCCAAGCAGCUUCGGGAUCACGUUGGCCAUACCGGAAUGGGAAGCGAUUUGCACGGCCAUCGUGCUCACCCUAAUCAUAUUAUCCACCGUAAUCGGGAACAUUUUGGUCAUACUCAGCGUGUUUACAUACAAACCCCUGAGGAUCGUUCAGAACUUUUUUAUUGUCUCCUUAGCAGUCGCUGAUCUCACUGUCGCGAUACUAGUGCUACCUCUAAACGUAGCGUACUCCAUUCUUGGACAAUGGGUUUUUGGUAUUUAUGUGUGCAAAAUGUGGUUGACUUGCGACAUCAUGUGUUGCACGUCAUCAAUUUUGAAUCUUUGCGCCAUCGCUCUAGAUAGGUAUUGGGCGAUAACAGAUCCUAUAAAUUACGCACAAAAACGAACGUUAGAGAGAGUGCUCUUCAUGAUUGGAGUGGUGUGGGUGCUAUCCCUCGUCAUUAGUUCGCCGCCGUUGCUCGGGUGGAACGACUGGCCCGAAGUAUUUGAACCCGACACGCCUUGUCGGUUAACUUCACAACCAGGUUUUGUCAUUUUCUCCUCCUCUGGAUCAUUCUAUAUACCCUUAGUGAUAAUGACUGUAGUGUACUUCGAAAUAUAUUUAGCCACAAAGAAAAGGCUGAGAGAUCGCGCUAAAGCAACCAAAAUAAGUACCAUAUCGAGUGGUCAAAAUAAAUUUGCGGCAAAGGAUAGCGAUCAAAAUGACCAAGAUUCGGUCAGUUCGGAAGCCAAUCAUAACGAACAUCAAGGUAGCACUCGAUUAGUAACUGAUAAUGAAAAGAAGAAAAGAACCAGGAAACUGACACCGAAGAAGAAACCGAAGCGACGAUACUGGAGUAAAGACGAUAAGUCGCAGAACAAACUAAUAAUUCCUAUUCUAUCCAACGAGAAUUCUGUCACUGAUAUGGCAGACAACCUUGAAAAUAGAAACACGUCUUCUGAAAGCAAUUCUAAAGAAACUAAUGAUGAUAAUUUAAUAGAAAUCACCGAGUCCACGCCAGUGAAGACUCAGAAGCGACCUAGACCUAAUCAACAAAAUACAGUCUACCAAUUUAUAGAAGAGAAACAAAGAAUAUCAUUGACUAGAGAAAGGCGAGCAGCGAGGACACUCGGCAUCAUUAUGGGAGUGUUUGUCGUCUGCUGGCUUCCUUUCUUCGUAAUUUAUCUCGUUAUUCCCUUCUGUGCGAGCUGUUGUUUAUCAAAUAAGUUUAUUAACUUCAUUACUUGGCUAGGAUACGUCAACUCGGCGUUAAAUCCUCUUAUAUAUACUAUCUUUAAUAUGGACUUCAGACGAGCGUUCAAGAAGCUACUAUGUAUAAAGUCGUAAAGUAUAAAAUGUGCCAAAGAUAACGUUUAAAUGUAGAAUUUUACGCUAAAGCCGCUGAUUUGCUCAAAUUUGAAUCAUUAAUCGUGUGUAGAAUAUUAGGAGUGAUAAUGAUUUAAUAUCUUAAUUGAUAAGUGAACGUAUUAAUUAAUGUGAUGGAAUUGUAAAUAAAUAGUUUUAGAUUUUUAUCUUGUGUAUACUGAGUCUCUAAAAUGUAUCGAUAUCGAUAAUUAUCAAUAUUUAACUUUCAGACCUUCUGUAAAUUACUUUUUGUAGAUUUAGAUUGAAUUAAUACUGAAUUCAACAAAAUAAUGUAGAACUUUUUUAUAAUAAAUUACUGUAUGUUUCCGAAACUAGUUAUGAAAUCAAAACUAUUUUAACUAAGAUGUAUAAUACAUUAAAUGUAUAUUCCAAAUUUGAAUAAAUUGUUUCCAUAUAAGACAAAUGUAUAUACUUUGUGCAUAGCAUACGUGUGUGGGUGUAAAUAAAUUUAAUAAAUCGAAUUUAACAUUAAAUAAUAUACCAACGAAAACAAACCAUUUACUCUGUAAAUACAUAUCUUUGUCCUUUGUAAAUAGUAUGUAAGUGUAACAAAUUAUUCACUCAUAGCACUGUAAGGUCACUAUGUAGAUGUUGGUUUUAAAUAAUAUCCCUUUAAAAUAAUA